GAUGAAGCGGGUCAGUAGUGGUCUCCCCAACGGGAGCCAGGUGGCGUCUCGGUGCCCUAGCACAGCCCUCGCCCAACAGAACCAGGUGGCCGUGCUGCCGGUGCAGCUGCUCAAGGACAAUGAGGCAGCUGCGCGGGACAAUGUCCAGGCGGAGAAUGGUUUCCAGAUGAAGAUGAACGCCCAUGGCUUCAACCCCGAGGAGCUGGUGGUACAAGUGGACGGGCAGUACCUGAUGGUGACGGGCCAGCGGCAAACGGAGGGCUACAACCCAGAUGGGGGCCGCUUCCGCAUGGCACAGAGGGUGUACCGACAAAUGCAACUACCACGGGACCUGGAUCCCGCCGCCAUGACCUGCUGCCUGACGCCCUCGGGCCAUCUGUGUGUCCAAGGCCAGAGCCAGGCGCUGCCUUCCGCUGAAGCCCCAACAGGAUCGUCCUCUAGAUUGAGGAGCCCGGGGCCCUAAGGGUUCCAACCCAGCCUGACCCAGUAAACCACCACCCUAGUGAGCAGCAGCCUUAGCAUCUAUGGUCUUUUCUUGGGGUUGGGGCUCAGAGGUGGAGGUAUAACAAAAGUAGAGGUAGGCCAGAAAGGGAGCUCAAGAUGGUGGUCCACCAAAAAUCAGGCCUCUGUGGCUCUGGGAGAAGCUGCAGUUGGGGGUGGGGCAGUGUUGUCCUACUCAUCUCAGCUCACAGCUUGGACCAACAUCCCCAGCUUUUGACAGCUGAGAGCAGCAGUGCCAGCAGGGAGCAGCAGAGGGCUGAGAAAGCCCAGGAGUCACCUUGUUCCAGAACCAGCAGAGGGCCCCCCAGAGACCUGGGACCAGAUGGCUUGGACCUGGUGUGAGGUUGCUGUCUUGGCCUAAUGAUCAGUUCAAAGUUCCAGAGGUCAUUGGUAUUUCUUCCUCUUCGGGGAAGAAAGUGAGAGGACCCAGUCCCUCACGGGCCUGGUACAGACUAAACAAAACUCCCAAAGUUGGUUUCUGAUGUUUCAGAGACCAACUACUUUCAAAUCUGGACAGCACAUCACCCCAACAUAAUCCGGAGGGGGUGGGAGAGAGGCAAAUGCAGGACUCUCAACUUCAGACUUGGUGAGAUUCAGUUCCAGGUCACUCUUACCCUACCCCCAUGUCAUUAGUACUGGUAAUACUAAAAGCCUCAUUCUCUUGGUUACCAUGA
This is a messenger RNA of Pteropus alecto (black flying fox), 1175 nucleotides long. RefSeq names its product heat shock protein family B (small) member 9 (gene HSPB9). NCBI's taxonomy places the organism in Eukaryota, Metazoa, Chordata, Mammalia, Chiroptera, Pteropodidae. The record is from RefSeq and is a predicted model, not a curated record. Bases 2 to 463 code for a protein of 153 amino acids. Gene Ontology annotation, cellular component: nucleus; cytoplasm. The transcript has a single exon.